This is a messenger RNA of Salvelinus fontinalis (brook trout), 4220 nucleotides long. RefSeq names its product rho GTPase-activating protein 24-like. Gene Ontology annotation, cellular component: focal adhesion. NCBI's taxonomy places the organism in Eukaryota, Metazoa, Chordata, Actinopteri, Salmoniformes, Salmonidae. Gene Ontology annotation, molecular function: GTPase activator activity. The transcript is spliced from 7 exons. The record is from RefSeq and is a predicted model, not a curated record. Bases 371 to 2296 code for a protein of 641 amino acids. Gene Ontology annotation, biological process: negative regulation of ruffle assembly; negative regulation of Rac protein signal transduction; activation of GTPase activity.
CGCACUGGUCUCCACAGCGCCGAGCUGUCACAAGCCAUCUGGGUCCUCUCAUAAUCCCCAUCAAACAGCCCGACUGGCCAGAAAGAAAAGAGGGGAGGAAAAGAGGGGAAAAUGAGAGAAAGAUCUGGACGGUGAGAGAGACGGAGAUCUGGAAGGAGAAAGAGAGAGAAAUAUCUGGGUGGGGAAAAAGAGCGAGAUAUCUGGACAGUGAGAGAGAGAGAGAUCUGGACAGUGAGAGAGAGAGAGAGAUCUGGACAGUGAGAGAGAGAGAGAGAUCUGGACAGUGAGAGAGAGAGAGAUCUGGACGGUGAGAGAGAGAGCUGGACGGUGAGAGAGAGAGAGAGAGAUCUGGACAGAGAAAUAAUACAAGAUGCCGGAGAACAAGGCGACAGUGUACAGGACCAGCAGCUACCUGUCCCACUCUGCCUACAGGAAGAUCAAGCGGGUUCUGAGCUUCAGGAGGCGCGUGUUUGGCCAGCGGCUGGAGGAGACGGUUCUGUAUGAGCGGCGUUACGGGGUACACAUGGCACCGCUGGUGGUGGAGCAGUGUGUGGACUUCAUCCGGGAGCGAGGUCUUCUGGAGGUGGGGUUGUUCCGCCAGCCAGGCCAGGCCACGCUGGUUAAAGAGUUGCAGGAUGCCUUCGACGCUGGGGAGAAGCCCUCCUUUGACAGCAGUACAGACGUGCACACCGUGGCGUCUCUCCUGAAGCUGUAUCUGCGGGAGCUGCCAGAGCCACUGGUGCCCUUCUCCAGAUACCAGGACUUCCUGGUGUGUGGCAAGAACAUCUCCUCUGAGAGGAAGCAGAGUUUGACAGAACUACGGCAUCUUCUGCAUCAACUUCCAGUGGCUAACUUCAACCUGCUCAACUACAUCUGCCAGUUUUUGAAUGAAGUCCAGUCCUAUUCUAGCAGCAACAAGAUGAGCACCCAGAACCUGGCUACUGUUUUUGGCCCAAACAUCCUACGACCCAAAGCUGAAGAUCCAGAGAGUAUCAUUGGAGGGGCAGCCGUGGUGCAGCAGCUUAUGUCCGAGCUGAUCAGGGAGCACCAGUGCCUUUUCUCCAGGGAGGGGGGAGACAUAGAGGCCCCUGGCUCUUCACGUCCUGACUCUUACCCAUGUCAGAGAUGGAAAGGAGACCCAUUCGAGGGGGCGCACAUCCAGCCAACUGCCCAGACCCAGUCGCAUGAUUACAGGCCGGGCAUAACAGCCGAGCACCUCCCCCAACAACAGAUAAAUCACCAUCCUUCCCCUUGCUCCCGCCAGCUCUCCCUGCCUCUGAUCCCUAAGAGGAGAGGGUCGGCCCAAAACCCAGAUGAAACCAGCUUAGCCACACGGCUGUCCAUCACAGACCACCAGCAGCAGCCAGCUGAGGUGUUCUCUCCAGUGAGUCUUUCUUCUGGGCCUCUGUACCACAGAUACACUCUGUCCCAGUCAGAGUCCCAGCCCACUGAGACCGCAGACAGCCCCCACACUACCCCCCAACUCACAGCCUCUGCCUCCACAGUGACGCUACAGGCUGCCCCAGAACCCAGCAGCAUGCUGCCCAUUGUCUGGAGGGGCCCAGAGGAUCCCAGCUGGGCUGCAGAACAGGGGACUACUGGCACCAGUGGAAGCAGUGAGGCUCAGGACAGUACUCUGUCUGUCUAUGACAACCUGGACACACUACAACGCAUGGAGGAGCUGGCUGCGGAUGGUGGUGGGGGCAGCCCUGCUGGCCCGGUGGAGGUGGGCACGGCCAGCAUGGUAGACACCAGAAGCUCCUGGUCUUCCUGUGAGAUUCUGUCCCUGGAAGACAGUGGGAGUGGUGUGGUCAGAACCAGCCCAGGAGGGGGGUCCACUAGGUUCCCCUCCUUCAGGACUGACCCAGGAGACGAGGACCAUCCUAACUCCCCAGCCUCCUCCUCUGCCCUCACUGACGCCCCCCUGAGCACGGGCAGCUCGGAGGUCUUCCUGCCCUCUGCUCCUCCGGACCUCCGCGUCCCCCCGGCCUCCCAGGCCAUGCACUGGCUCUUGACUGGCCUCAGACAACAGAUGGCCAGGCAGAGGGCUGAGUUCGAAGCCAAGAUCCAGAGGUUGGAGAAGCGUAACGAGGCCCUCCAGGGGGAGGUGGUGGGACUGCGGACCAGCCUGGAGCAGCAGCGCCGCUGGUACAGUGUGGCCGAGAUCAAGAUCCGCAACGUGGAGCGUGCCCGGGCCGAUGCCGACCGCCGCAACACCACUCUACAGAGAGAGAUGGAGCAGUUCUUUGAUACCUUCGGAGAGCUGAAUGCUGAGAACCAGAAGAGCGAAGGUUAGGGUUAGCACCCCUGAAGAGCGAAGGUUAGGGUUAGCACCCCUGAAGAGCGAAGGUUAGGGUUAGCAUCCCUGGAGAGCUGAGCGCUGAGGCCAGGAAGAGCAAGCAUAUCUUACAGAGCUUCUGAUGGCCAGUCAGAUUAGAGAAAGAUGCUAUUACCAGAGCACUACAAGAGCAGUAUCAGGAGAAAACACCAUCCAUCUGAAUGGAAUAUAGAGAGAACUGUCUGUUGCCAUGAUUAAUCCAUAUUGGAUUUGUCUCAUAAUGAGUUGUACAUGUUUGAGGAUGGUUCUAAGACAGUUUUGAGAUGGAACCUGCUGAGAUGGACAACUCUGCUCUGAUGCCUUGGACAUUGUUCAACCAGACAUAUUGACCACCAGACUAGACCAGACCAGAAUGAGGUGGACUGGAGACGAUGGAGACAGACAAGAAACAUAAGCUACUGAGCUCACUAAAUGUGUCAAUGACUGAAAUGAGCCCUAUAAUAUACAGAAUCAAAACUUGGAGACUUAAUGGAUGGCUGACAGCUGGCCUGGCCGUUGAUAUAAUAGACAGGCCCAGACCCAGCCAGUCUGUCCUGAGCCACACAGGAAAAGUUGUGAAAGAGAUCUGGGAAGUAACAUAACAGUCUCAUAGAAUCGGACCCUACGAGAUCCGGAGUGCUGCUGGUUUUCAGUUCUACCUGAUAAUUCAUUACACCCACCUGGUGCCCCAGGUCUAAAUAUGUCCCUGCUUAGAAGGGAAGAAUGGGGGGGGGGGGGCAUUGUAACUAGCUUCAAGGUCCAGAUGUGAAUGUGAGGCCCAACCAAGGUGUUGAAACGCAGAGAAGAUGUACUAUUCCCAGUCUCUGACAAGAUCCCACAGCCAUUUAGACACCGUGUGAAAGCUGAUCUUAAAUAGGAUUUGAUUUAGUGCUUCCAAGUAUUGAGGUCAUGUUCUGAGUUUGUCUAUGAGGGUGUCUAAGAACAGACUCAUAUUACUGAUGCAGGUAUUUCACACUGCUAUAAAUAUGAAGGAUUAUAAUUUGGGACCCAUCUGAACACUAUUUCACUUCGUUAUGACAGGGCAGGGUGAGUCACAGCUUUUAACAGUACACCACUUGAAAAUGCCCAUGUAGCUUUUCCACGAAAACCAAUAUGUAUAGUGCAAUAUUAACGUCCCGAAUAAUAAAACAUACUUUUACUAAAUCAUUUUGCAGAGGAACGUGCGCGCGCACACACACACACACUGAAACACGCAUGCAAGCACGCAAACACACACACUUGUAUGAAAUAAAAUAACCAAAGACGUAAGCAAUAGAUCCUGUCUAUAGCAAUAGCAUUUUAUUUAGCAGAAUUAAUUUUGUCCUCCUUUGAUGUCAAAUGAUAAUCAUCUCUUGAGUUUUUGCAUAUUUUUCAGACAGGGCGAAUAUAGUGGAACAUAUUAAAGGUGCUACACGUAGGAUUUCUUUUUGCAUUGUAAUUUCAGAAAAAUGUCCAUAAUAUAUCCGGUACUAAUAGUGGAAUGAUGGUGUUUCGCCGUAUUAAUGACCCGCCAGUGUUGUGAUUGGCUGUGAUGUUCACCUAUUGAUUUCUCCUGCCGGUGCUGUAUCUGUUGUCAAACUGGGAAAGCUGUUCUGACUUUGUAGCUGUGUUAUCUAGUGGAAAUAGUUCUGUUAUUUUCUGGUUGCUAAAAUUCGACACUGUUUGCUCAAUUUCAGCUUAUGUGAGAAAACAAGCACUGCAUAGUGUAGGGAAUCAAUGUACCAUCUAAAUUGCUAUGAAAUAUCUUUUCAAUAACAAACAAUAUAUAUAUUUUUUUUUACAGCUGUUUGAAGCUGGUGGACCAAACCAAAAGCUACUUUUGGUUUUGGUCCACCAGCAUCAAACAGCGGUUUUGGUCGAAUUUUCUCAACCAGGAAAAUAAUGAUUUCCACUAGAUAUCCCA